Messenger RNA from Hyposmocoma kahamanoa, 1088 nucleotides. It is a transcript of the gene Rab18, whose product is annotated as ras-related protein Rab-18. The transcript is spliced from 5 exons. NCBI's taxonomy places the organism in Eukaryota, Metazoa, Arthropoda, Insecta, Lepidoptera, Cosmopterigidae. Gene Ontology annotation, molecular function: GTPase activity; GTP binding. The record is from RefSeq and is a predicted model, not a curated record. The coding region runs from base 161 to 772 and encodes 203 amino acids.
UACAACAUUUAAAUCAUUUUUACCCUUCAGACAUAAUUUGUGCGUUCAUAAGGUGCUUUCUAGAAAAUAGCGGUCACUUCCGGGGUUGCCUAACAUCAAACCAAUUUUAAAGUUUAUCGUUAUCAAAAACUGUGUUGAUUUACGCCUUAAAGUGAUUAAAAUGGAUUACGUGACUACAUUGAAGAUUUUAGUAAUCGGAGAAAGUGGUGUGGGCAAGUCUAGCAUAAUCCUAGCAUUCACAACCGGUGAUUACAAUGCUCAAUUCCCAGCCACUAUUGGUGUGGAUUAUAAAUGCAAAGUGAUGGAGGUGAACGGGGUCAAAGUCAAGCUUGGCAUCUGGGACACUGCGGGGCAGGAGCGGUAUAGAACAUUGACUUCCAGUUUUUACAGAGAUGCACAUGGCGCUAUACUUGUCUAUGAUGUAUCCGAACCAAAGACACUACAGAAACUGAAUGAGUGGGUGGAGGAACUGCAAGUGUACUCUACUAAGCAAAAUAUUGUCUGUUUAGUUGUUGGCAAUAAGAUUGAUAAGCCUCGAGCAGUGGCAAGAGAAACUGGACAGGCAUUUGCGCAGAAACACAGAAUGCUCUUCAUAGAGAGCAGCGCCAAGACACAGGAAGGCAUCACCUUGGCUUUUGAAGAACUUGUUCAAAAGAUCAUCGAAACGCCAGGCCUGUGGGACACAGUGGCUUCUUCCUCCAACAUCCGCAUUUCAAACGAAGAAAGGAGACAACAAGAAUCGUCUUGUUACGAUUACACUUGUUCUAUAUAACGUUGUAUAUAUUUUUUUUGUAUAAGUAGUAGGAGAUUUUGGUUUGAGUAACGAAAAAUACAUCGUUGUACACUUAGGGUUCACGCACACUUGAUGUUGACCUGCGAAAUGUGCUGUUUGCAUCGAGUAUAUAACCAGAAAUAAAGGCGAAAUGUCAUUUAAUUUGUUUCAAACUAUUCUCCCAUAUCAAUUCUGUGACAACUGUGCUCCGAUUGGCCAGCCCGAGUUCGAAACAAUUGACGGGUGUCGUCAACUGUUUCACUUCAAAUCGACCAGUUAACUUGAGCUUUGCUAUAAUGGACGAAAAUUCCAAAAU